ACAACAACAACAACAACAACAGCCUAUGACACAAACCAACUUGAUAUCACCUAUGCAAAACUUAAACUUACAGCCACAGCCACCACAAGGAACCAUUCAUGGCAAGCCACGUCGUGUCUAUGCAGUGAAUCCUGAACUUACCAGCACGACAGCUACUCCACCUGUCCCACAGAAAGGUCCUUGGCCAAACAGCCUUCAGCCACCUUUACAAGGAACACCAUCACCCGUUCGACCUCAUGCAUCUGCUGCUGCUGGUGUAGGCUAUACCAAUGCCCCUUACACUCACUCAGAACAGCCUUUACCUCCCGAGCUUCGACCACCUACUCAACCUCGGCCCAGAAUUGAUCCUGAUCAAAUGCCUGCUCCGGUUCAAGUAAGGGAGCAAGAUCAGGAGAUAUUUGAAGGCAAGUUCUUUGGCACAUUAGAAAGAGAUCGUGUGCCACUCGCGACAACUCAGUUUAUUGCGUUAGAUCAAGGAAAUUGUAGCUCACGCUUUAUGCGUUCAACUAUGGAUCGUAUACCAUUCAGCAAAGAACUCGCUGACAAGUCCAAACUACCAUUGGGUUUAGUGAUUCAACCUUUAGCCAAAAAUAAACCAGAGGAAGUACCUGUGCAGGUUGUAGAUCAUGGACCGGAUGGACCGAUCAGAUGCAGCCGUUGUCGAGCUUACAUCAACCCCUGGUGCCAAUUCACUCACGGAGGAUCUAGAUUUGAAUGUAAUGUCUGUGCACAUCUGAAUGAGGUGCCGUCUUGGUAUUUUGCCAAUAUCGAUAUGUCCGGUCGACGUAUCGAUGCGAACGAGCGACCCGAGCUACGAUAUGGAACGGUUGAAUUUGAAGUACCCAAGGAGUACUACUCUACCAGACAACCCGCUCCGUUGACGUAUGUCUUUGCUAUUGAUGCUUCCGUCUUGGCCAUCCAGAGUGGUAUGCUUCAAGCGGUGUGUGAAGGAAUAAAGACAGCAUUAUAUGAUGAUCAUGGAAAUGCAAAGAUGAAGAAUCGAAUUGGUAUAAUCACAUUUGACAAGGACGUUCAGUUUUAUAAUUUAUCGGCUUCCUUAUCAAGUGCUCAAAUGCUUGUUGUUUCUGAUAUUGCAGACAUGUUUGUACCUCUUCAAGAUGGAUUCUUGGUCGAUCCUGCGGAAUCCAAAAAUGUUAUUAUAGAACUGUUGAAUACGUUGCCACACAUGUUUAAAGAUACCAUAAGACCAGAAUCUGUAUAUACAUCUGCUGUUCGAGGAGGCCUCCAAGCAUUGAAAGAAACAGGUGGCCAUCUCUACAUUUUCCAAACAUGCCUUCCCAACUAUGGUCCUGACGCGUUGAAGCCUCGUGAUGAUAAAUCGCUGUACGGCACAGAAAAGGAAAAGAACUUGAUAACCCCACAAAGCGACAAAUACAAACAACUUGGAGAGGAGUGUGUAAAGAAUGGUGUCUGUGUCAACACAUGGGUCUUCCCAUCUCAGUAUAUGGAUCUAUCUACCGUCCGUAUGGUAUCACACCUGACAGGGGGAGAUCUGCGCUAUUAUCCUGGAUUUAAAUUGGGCGACAAGUACAGCGUGCUUUACCAGCUGAACCACGAUCUGCACCGAGAGACAGGGUUCGAUGGUGUGCUCCGUGUUCGAUGUUCUGACGGAUUACAAGUCAUGGAUCACUAUGGUGCAUGCCACAUGAGUACUUAUACCGAUGUGGAUCUGGCAGGUAUAGAUGAAGACAAGGCUCUUGUAGCUGUGAUGAAGCACGAUGGUAAACUAGAUCUUAAUCGCGGAGCCUCGUUCCAGUGUGCUUUGCUCUAUACCACACGGGAUGGCAGACGUCGUGUACGUGUACACAAUCUUCACUUGACUGCUACUUCACAAAUAUCGGACGUCUUCCGUUACGGCGAUGUAGAUGCUACAAUGAGCGUAGUGUUGAGGCAAGCUAUCUUUAAUCUCCUCCAGAAGAACAGAAAGGAGAUUCACUCUAAAUUGACAGAUGCCUGUGUAGACAUUCUAACAGCCUAUCGUAACAAUUGUGCUUCUUCUACAUCGCCUGGUCAAUUGAUCCUACCCGAGGCCUUCAAACUGCUUCCUGUCUAUGUACACGGCGCCAUCCGAUCGACUGUGCUGAGAGGAGUGGGCAUUGAUAUGAACAUUGAUACAAGAGCAGCUGGUAUGAGCCUAUUUAAUUCACUAAGCGUUACAGAGUUGGUGUGGACAUUAUAUCCCAGAAUGUUUGCACUACACAAAUUGCGCCCAGAAGACGGAACGAUUGAUACGAAAGGACAAGUCAAACUACCUUGCAUGAUACGCACAUCGUAUGAGCGAUUAGAGGCAGAUGGAGCCUAUCUUGUUGAUACUGGCUCAAGUUUAUUCUUUUGGCUUGGUCAGAAAAUAUCACAGAAUUUCUUACAAGAGGUGUUUGGAAUAUCAACAUUGGAUCAAAUAGAUCCAAAUAUGAUUGCUUUACCUGCAUUCAAUACAGAUUUAUCACAAAAGAUUCAUCAUAUCAUCAGACAGCUACAAUCUCAGAGAGAAAAGUAUCUGAGGCUUGUUAUCGUUCGCCAAGAAAAGGAUGCAGUCGAAUUCCUAUUCUCUACUUGGAUGUCUGAAGAUCGCAACGCCGAAGUUCAAACUUAUGUUGAUUACAUGUGUGUUUUACAUCGCAAGAUUCAGGAAGAAAUGAAGAGACUGAACAACUAAUAAUAAAGAUAUACAUAUAUUUAUUUAUUCAGAUGACUUGUGAAUGAUACAGGCUUAUCUUUGAAGCGACUAAACGCUUCUUGUGCUGCGGUUGAAUUGUCUUUUUUAAUGGUUGAAUUAUACAAUACUGAGUUGAAGCCAAAAUAAGUUCCUUGUGAUAUCGCUGUAUAAGAAGGAGGUCCUUCACCCCAGCCGUCGUCCUUGUCAUUACAAGUGGGCUGUGGUAAGUAUUGUGUUUCUUGUUUUGUUGUCUUGUUUUCUUCUAUUGAAAACAUAGGAAGUGUCUUUUUGAUAACAAGGUGUGUGCCUUUCAGUUCCUGUGCCAACUUUUCUUCAUCGGAAGAUAUUGAAAAUUUACUUAGAUCAAGUGGAUUCAUAACAAAAGAA
Molecule: messenger RNA, 3064 nt
Organism: Rhizopus microsporus ATCC 52813
Lineage: Eukaryota; Fungi; Mucoromycota; Mucoromycetes; Mucorales; Rhizopodaceae
Exons: 9
Coding region: 26-2677 (883 amino acids)
Biological process (GO): intracellular protein transport; COPII-coated vesicle cargo loading; endoplasmic reticulum to Golgi vesicle-mediated transport
Cellular component (GO): endoplasmic reticulum exit site; COPII vesicle coat
Molecular function (GO): SNARE binding; zinc ion binding
Source: RefSeq, a predicted model, not a curated record